Rotaria socialis is the source of this 744-nucleotide messenger RNA. The record is from the annotation of a GenBank genome assembly. NCBI's taxonomy places the organism in Eukaryota, Metazoa, Rotifera, Eurotatoria, Philodinida, Philodinidae.
AUGCUCGAACCACCGCAAAGAGGCUCAAUGUGGCGUUUUGGAUUCGAUGUACCACCUAACUAUAAUGAUAUGAGUAAUUAUUGUGGUGGAAAAGAUAAUCAAUGGACUGUACAACAUGGUCGAUGUGGCGUUUGCGGAGAUCCAUUUCAAGGUCCUCGCGAACAUGAGAAUGGUGGAAUAUACGCAACAGGUAUCAUAGGGCGUACAUAUGAAGCAGGCACAACAAUCAAUACAACAAUUGACAUCACUGCUAAUCAUUUUGGAUACUUUGAAUUUCGCUUAUGCCCACUUGAUAUGGGAUAUUCACGUCGAACACGUCGUUUAACUCAACAAUGUCUUGAUCAACAUCUUUUGAAAAUUGGACCGAGUGAUUCGAAAUCAAACGGAGAUGAUACUCGAUAUUAUUUACCUCAUGGAAAUAAAUCAUAUUUUUAUGUACCCGUUGAAUUACCUUCAGAAAUACUUUCAUGUCAACAUUGUGUUCUUCAAUGGAAAUAUCAUGCCGGGAAUACGUGGGGAAAAGAUCAACAAGGGAGAAAAUGUUUAGGUUGUGCUGAUCAACAAGAAGAAUUUUAUAAUUGUGCUGAUAUUGCUAUUGUUGAACGAUCAUCGAGCGAACCGGUUACACAAGUUUAUAGUGAGAAUAGCACGAUAGUGAACCAUAGUGGUAGAAUUCAUUUUUUUCUCUCUACGAUUUCUUCGUUUAUUUGUGUUCUUAUUCUAUUAAUAAGAUUUUGUUUUUGA